AUGUCAAUGCCAUUUAACUUCAAGCAACCUGCAGGGCGAAGCAGAGUUGAAAGGCGUUUCUGUCUUAUGUUAGUGAUCUUGGCGUUAUCAUUACUUUCAACCUUUGUGCUUUUGCAGUCUUUAAACAUCACAUGGGGCUCAGGCAUAGUCAGGCCUAAGGGCAAGGCCAAUGAACCUAUCGACUUUGAAUACUUUCCUGAUGAUGGUAGGAGAUCAAAAGAAGGAGACGAGAAGAGUAGACCGGAAGGUUUCAUGCUAGAUGACUCGAAAGGACGAUGGAACAACAUGCCGAAAGGAUUGUUUAUAUCAAAACUUCGCCAGCAGCAGGCAAAGUUGAUCCGGAUGAAUUACCAUGCGAUGAUGUACCCGAUGGACAAACCCAUAUUCCCCUUCGAUGAAGCCCAGUCAUUACGAAGGAACGUUGUAGCCAACGUAUGCACCUCACUUGAAGUGAACGCCUAUGGCGCCAAGCCUCCUAUCCCCGGUCAUCUCCUUGUUGAUGAUAACCAUCAUCUCAUCUUUUGUCAGAUUCGUAAAGUAGCAUCUAUCACUUGGCGUCAAGUCCUCGAAGAAGCUGCCAAUACGCCGAGUAGUCAUAAGAUCAAACGUCUUAUCACUUACACCAAAGCGGAGAGAGACUACAGACUGAAGCAUUAUACUAAGAUCAUGUUCGUCCGUGAACCCAUUCUCCGGAUAGUCUCCGGAUGGUACGACAAAUUCGUCAGAACGAACGACCGUGAUCAACUCAACUAUUUAACGCGCUUCGGAUGCGACAUUGCCCGUCGUUCUGGUAAGAACAUGAGCGACUUCAAGCUUUGUCGACGCGACGAACUCAAUGAUGAUGACGGCGAAUUAUCAGGACCCGACUUGUUUUCACGACUGAAAGAAGCUCGUAGGUUGAGGAUAUCUUUCGAUGAAUUUGCCCGGUACCUGAUCAACGGACCUGUAGCCAUUAAAAACGACAUGCAUUGGGAGACCUACCAUUCUCGAUGUCAGCCGUGCCAGGUUGAUUACGAUUUCAUCGGACACUACGAGACGAUAGCGAAUGACGCCCACGAGAUCAUGCGUCGGGUCGGUCUUAGUAAGGACGUCUUCCCGUUCCCAUCGAGUCGGUCCAAUUCGGAGGACAUCGCCCGUGAAGUCCUCAGUGCCCUGGACCCCCUUCUGCUCAUGCGGCUAUCGGAGCUCUAUCACCUAGACUAUCAGCUAUUUGGCUACAACCUGAGGAAACUGCAAGAAUGGCUUGAUCAGGACCUGGAUGCUACAUUGUUCAACAAGAAUUACUGAUUUUGGUGUGUGUAAUGUUAAGACUAGGGGCGUAGCUAAGGAGGGCACAGGGACCCCUUCCCCCCUGCAAAUGGCAAAAAAAGGAAGAGAAUGAAAACUACGGAGGACACAUGAAAAGAAGAUGGUAGACCCCGUCUGACACCUCGUUAUCAUUAGCAUCUGUAAUUCGCACUUCAUCAGGCAAGACCAGUGUUCUUUUGUUCUCUUUCCAUAUCGUAUUCAGUGACGGAUGCGUGGGCACAAGCCCUCUCCCUCUAAGUUUAUGUACACCAAAAAUAUGUGCCAACCUCCCCGCAUCAAAUUUAGACAAAGAGAGCUCCUGAAAACUGUUGUUUGUUUGCUUGCUUGGAUAAAUUCGAGGCGGAAAUAAGUAGGAAACAAUUAGUUCAGAAAUGAAUAUAUCGCUUGUCAUCGU
Molecule: messenger RNA, 1702 nt
Organism: Strongylocentrotus purpuratus (purple sea urchin)
Lineage: Eukaryota; Metazoa; Echinodermata; Echinoidea; Camarodonta; Strongylocentrotidae
Product: carbohydrate sulfotransferase 11
Exons: 6
Coding region: 1-1287 (428 amino acids)
Biological process (GO): carbohydrate biosynthetic process
Cellular component (GO): membrane
Molecular function (GO): sulfotransferase activity
Source: RefSeq, a predicted model, not a curated record